AUGAGUCCCGUCCUCCUGCUAUCUUUGUUACUGUCAGUUAUUCCACAAGCUGAAUUAGUUCCAGAGAAACCAAAGAGAUCUGCUCUGAACCAACUCACCAGGUUACUGCUUCGCAAAUAUAACUCUGGAGUCCGGCCUGUCCAAAACUGGACCAAAGCAACUACCGUUUACAUUGACCUUAUAAUCCAAUCUGUCCUAGAUGUGGAUGGACAGAUGCAGAAAGUGACCACCAGCAUUUGGUAUCGCCAAAUAUGGAACGAUGAGUUUCUUGUUUGGGAUCCUGAAGAGUUUGAUGGAAUCACUGAAAUAUCGCUGUCCUCGGAUGCCAUCUGGGUGCCUGAUGUCAUCAUAAGUGAAUUCGUCGAUGUUGGCAAAUCCCCAGUCAUCCCAUAUGUUUAUGUCAACUGCUCAGGAACAGUAAAAAACUACAAACCCAUCCAGGUGGUCUCAGCCUGUCACCUGGAGAUUUAUGCCUUUCCCUUUGACAAGCAGAACUGCACUCUGACCUUUCGCAGCUGGCUCCACUCAGUGAAUGAAGUGGAUUUAGUUCUGUGGAGGCCUGCUGAGGAAAUCGCCAAUGAUACGAGAGGGUUCAUGAAUGAUGGUGAAUGGGAGCUGCUGUCUGUGCCUUCUCACUACUGGACACUGAACCUAGAGGACAGAGUCUAUGCACAGAUUCAGUUUAAUGUGCUGAUCCGCAGGCGCCCCCUGCUGUACGUGGUAAGUCUGCUCAUCCCGAGCAUCUUCUUCAUGGUGGUGGAUGUCACCAGCUUCUAUCUGCCUCCGAACAGUGGCACUCGCAUCACUUUCAAGACCAGCAUUCUCUUGGGUUUCACUGUAAUCAGAGUCAAUCUAAUGGAUGAAAUCCCUGCUACCGCUAUUAAAACCCCCCUCAUUGGGGCCUUCUUCGCUGUCUGCAUGGCACUGCUGGUGCUGAGUUUGGCAAUGUCCAUAUUUGUAGUGAAGCUUUUGCAUUACAGUGAGAAGGAGGUCAAGGAGAUGUCCAUGUCCGCUUGCUUACUAGACAAAUACGGCUCAAUGGAUCAGAGCUUUAUUGAGAGCGCUUUCACAUCGAUGAAGACACUGGAUGAUAUGGAGCAGUCUGGAGGCUUCGAGUUUGAUCUCUCUCCAGAGCCAGACCUGUUCUCCCUGACAGAAGUCUCAAACAAUGACUCUCCACUGGAGAAGAUCCUGCAGGAGGUGGUGUCUCUCCGACUGUACCUUCAGGAGGAGGACAAUGAGGGCAGUUCACAGUCUUACUGGGUGGAACUGUGCCUGAAAGUGGACAAGCUCCUCUUCUGUGUGUACCUGCUAAUUAUGCUCAUCUAUGUCAUGACUCUGCUGCUGCUCUGGGGCGUCUGGAGCUCUGCCUGAAAGUCUGAAGGAGGUGGGAGGGAAAAAGAGGGGUAAUGAGAAGAGAAGGACAAAACAGAAGUAGAGGGGAUUGAGAAAGUUAAAACAAAGUGACAGACUUCACAACUGCAGUUUCAGUUUUAAAGUAUAAUUAAUUACAUUUGAUGCCUAAUAUUAACAUGAGUUCAGAUUUUCUUCUGUGGAUUGAUUCUAUAAUAUAAAAUGAGCCCAGUUUGCCAAAAGGGAUAUAUAUAGGUGAAGUCUUUAUUUGUAAAACAUGAUUAAACUUACUUUCAGUAAUGUAAAAAUCAUGACUAGUUGUGCGCAAAUUGCCUUCAUGUUGUAUGUGAUUAUUUGCCAUAGAAUAACGAAAAACUAAUUAAUGAUCAAAUUUAUGUUUGAAUAUUGUCUGUCUCGUCCAUACUUCCCUUCUUUUUACUAAUGACUCUGAAGUGUUAUGUUUUAACUGUAGCACUUGAUGAUAAGGGACUGUCUCAUUGAAAUAAACCCCCAUUCAUAAACACGGAGGUUGCUUUUUAUGUUAAUAUUCUAUAAAGGUACAGUAUGGCAAUAGUCUCUAUUGUUAAUGGCAUCUUCAAGUGGAGAUUAAUUUUUUUUUUUUACUCAAAUGUAGAAU
Molecule: messenger RNA, 1990 nt
Organism: Carassius auratus (goldfish)
Lineage: Eukaryota; Metazoa; Chordata; Actinopteri; Cypriniformes; Cyprinidae
Product: 5-hydroxytryptamine receptor 3B-like
Exons: 9
Coding region: 1-1374 (457 amino acids)
Biological process (GO): monoatomic ion transmembrane transport
Cellular component (GO): postsynaptic membrane
Molecular function (GO): extracellular ligand-gated monoatomic ion channel activity; transmembrane signaling receptor activity
Source: RefSeq, a predicted model, not a curated record